Cajanus cajan (pigeon pea) is the source of this 484-nucleotide messenger RNA. RefSeq lists its product as uncharacterized. The record is from RefSeq and is a predicted model, not a curated record. NCBI's taxonomy places the organism in Eukaryota, Viridiplantae, Streptophyta, Magnoliopsida, Fabales, Fabaceae.
UCUGAGCAAACAGAGAUUCUUGUUUGUUUUAGAUUUAACAAUUAUAUCUUAAAAAUUAUACAUAGGAGAUAUGCCAAAGGUUUCAUUCAAAUUAGUCCUUUUGUUUGUGAUUUUUGUCACAGAAGCUUAUCAUGGACUUUCGUUUUCAAGGAUACCAAUAACAAACACAAAUGAGAAAGUAACUUCAUGUGUUACUGUGGAUGAUUGCUUUCAUAGCCUUCACAAUAUAAAGUGUGAUGCAUCAUCAGUUACAUGUUUGGACAAUUAUUGCGGUUGUAAACAAAAAACCAAAGAACCGGGUCAUGCUUUUUCGAGUAUACCAUUAUCAAAGGCUGGAGUGGUAGAUUCUCAAUGUCGUUCAAGCGAUGAUUGUCUUUAUUACAUUCCAUCUUGUCAUGGAUCACCACCUAAAUGUGAUGAUGGUAUUUGUACUUGUUAAUUAAAAUACUCUUAUGAUUAAAAAUAAAGAAAUGUCUUAAAUAAA